AUGUGGAGCGAGUGGCAGGCGUGCGUGGCCAGCGUGGUCACCGAGAGGGCGGCCGAGGCGGAGUGGGCGCCCCUGCUGGCGGCCGGCGCGCCCGUGCUGGCCGCCCUGGAGCGGCAGUACCCGGCACCGUUCACAGCCGCGCUGGCCUCCCUGCCGGGCGGCGCCCGCCCUGCCAGCGCCCUACGCGCCGCCCUGCGCGGCCGCCACGCCGUCAGCACAGUGGACUGCGCACUGGUAGUGGAGCUCAGCCACCCGGACGAGUCGACACGGCGCCAGGCGGCGCGCCGGCUGCUGGCGUUACUGCGCGCCGGAACGGUGACCGGGGAGGUGGCGCGCGGCGCGCUGGCCGCCGCGCUGGCCGGCCGCUCGGAGCGCCUGGUGCGACAGGCGCUGCGCGUGCCCAUCCAGCGGUGGCUGGAGCUGGUCGGCGCCGAACCGCUGACGGAGCUGCUGGCUGACGGUCUGGACGGCGGCGCCUCGGACGAGGUGGGGUGGCUGUGCGCCCGCGGCCUGGCUGAGCUGUUUGGCCUGCAGCGGCGGCGUGCGGCCGGUACGGCGCCGCCGGCCGCUCUGCUCACCGCCCUCCUGCCGACCGCAUGGACGGAGGCCACCGCCCACCACCUGGCCGCCCUGCUGCCGCACAUACUGCCACCAGAGGCGGCGGCCGCGCUGGCCGAGGCGGCGGCCGUCUCGCACUGGGAGUACACGGCGGCGGCGCUGCGCGCCCGGGUGUCGCUGCCAGCGCGGUGCGCAGCCGCCGCGCUGGCCUCCACUGUGCUGCGCAGCCACAGCCACGGCGCCGUCCAAGUGGUGCGGCUGAUACGAUCGCUGCUCGACCGCCAACAGGUGGAGGGCGAGGCGGGAGCCGCCGCGCCACCGGUCACCAGUGAGGUGCAGCUGAUCUCCGACUCGGAGUGGCCCUGGAGAGGCGCCGACGAGCACGGUGCGCCGCUGACGGAGCUGUUUGCAGCGGCGGCCGGCGGCCUCAGCCAGCGCCCACCGCUCUGCACCGCCGUCGUGGCCGCCAUCUUUCGGCUCUGA
Molecule: messenger RNA, 1041 nt
Organism: Amphibalanus amphitrite
Lineage: Eukaryota; Metazoa; Arthropoda; Thecostraca; Balanomorpha; Balanidae
Exons: 10
Coding region: 1-1041 (346 amino acids)
Source: RefSeq, a predicted model, not a curated record